Molecule: messenger RNA, 2071 nt
Organism: Melopsittacus undulatus (budgerigar)
Lineage: Eukaryota; Metazoa; Chordata; Aves; Psittaciformes; Psittaculidae
Product: spindle and centriole-associated protein 1-like
Biological process (GO): regulation of centriole replication; metaphase chromosome alignment; mitotic spindle assembly
Cellular component (GO): spindle; centriole; centrosome
Source: RefSeq, a predicted model, not a curated record
GGGACUGGUCAUGUCGGUGCUGCGCGGGCCGAGGCCCCGUGCCGCCGGCAGGAAGGGCCCGAGGAGGCCGGUUAAACGGGACUGGGACAGCACCGUCCAUGAUCUGUCAGUCCACCGUGCAACUCCUGAGGACAUUCUGCGUCGCCACGAAAUACACAAGUCAAAAAACAAAGCACUGGCGCAGCUGGAACUGCAAGAGAAAGCACUGAAAAGAAAAUGGAAGAAGCAAAAGGCAACUGAUUCCUUGGAGAAAAGAAAAUUGAUUCUGAUGCGUGAGAUUCUGUCUGAUCAAUACCAGUUGCAAGAUGUAUUGGAACGAAGUGAUCAGGUUAUAGCUGUGGCAAAAGACUUGGUUGGGGAUGCUCCUCGCACGCGAACAGGUAUCCCUAAUGUAACAAUGGCUCCUAACUGUGACCUAGAAUCAUCUCAAGGACCCAUUGUACAAAAACGUGAUACUCCCACUCAGCUUUCCAUCCUUAGCGAAUCUGUCAUGCGUUCCCAGGCUCUUAAUGAAGUGGAAGAGGAGGCAUCAUCAAUCUGUCAAUCAGAAGAUGGACACCAUGACUCUCCGCGUUUCAAAUCCAGCAUCAGUUCUGACAGACUACUUCGGUUGUUGAGAGAAGAAAAUUCCUUGGUGAAUUCCCAGUUGUGGGCUGAAAAGGAUAUGAGAAAAACUGCCUUAUCACAGGAAAAGGAUAUGAGAAAAACUGCCUUAUCACAGGAAUCAAAUGUGCCUUUGACUCCAACUGCUUCUCCAUCAUGGGAUCAGUCAGCCCUCAAUGGUAGCAGUGUAGUCAAGAGAAUUCAUUCAAGACUUCACAAGGAAGACGAAGAAGAGACUGAAGACUCCGCUUACAGUGUGAGACAAGUGCUGAACCCGAAGUCAAGGAAACAAAAGCAAAUUGCAGCAAAAGUGAAAAGGAAACAAACUGCCCAGAGCUCUGUGAGACAGAGGAGAGAUGGUUCCUCAGGUAAUUCAAUCCCCAUUGACCUUCAGAGGGACAAUAAAUCCAGCCUGGAUGUUCUUAAACACAUGAUGCAUGAAGUGGAGCAUGAAUUGGAGGAAUAUGAACGAUGUACAGGUCGUGUGGUUCAGAAAACUGAGAGAAGUGAAGGGCUCAGUGGGUUUACCUUGUCACUGGUGAACGCUCUCUGUCGUCUGAUGCGCUACCUCAAAGAGAGUGAAAUGCAGCUGCGUGAGAAGGAGGUGAUGAGGCAGCAGCAAGAGGAGAUGUUGAAUGAACACAGAGAACUGAUUGAUGCUCUGACUGCAGAAAUACUUCUAGUCAGGGAGGAAAACAGUACUAUGCAGAAGAAGCUUCAGCAAUACAUGACAGUAACAGAUGAACAGCUGAUGGCUCUCACACGAGCAUUUGAAGGCCUCCCUUUGGUAGAACCCAGAAGAGAACAAAGUCCAAACCAUUUUGGAGUUACAGGCAAAGGUCCAGCAAAUGGCCAAGAAAAACCUGACUUGAGCUGUUCUGAGCCCAGGCCUGAUGCAGGCAACAGGGAAAAUAUGCUGACUCCACAGGAAGAACUUCCUUUCAUGUCCCCAAGGCCAGGCACCUCAGGUGGUGUGGGAUCUGGUAGAGGCUUGCCAGCUCAUGUCUUCCAGCCAGCUGUGCUGUUGUCACCCCCCCGGCAGAAGAGCAGUCAGGAAUUGUCUCCCCUCCAGAAUGCAUUCACAGUCAUUCCUCAGUCUCCUGAAAACACCGACAGAGAACCGUGCAAGGAAAGGAGCUCACCUUCCUUCCUGAGAGCACAGAGUACAGUUGAGAACUGUCUCAUCUCUCGAAGGCAACCAGUUCCUCCUGCAGACAGAGACUUGGAGAGUUCCCAUGAGAAAAGCAGUGUGUCCUCCUCCUGUGACACUAGGAAAAGCAGCCCAGGUGAAGAGUUACUUCCAAACAGCGAUCUGCUGGGACAGAUAGCUGAGCUCACCCGGCAGAACUCUCUCAUUAAAGCUCAACUCAGCAAGUUCAGAGGUUUAUCUGAAGACACAAGUGACUACCUACAUCAGUUAGACCCACUACAAAAUGCAGAUCCUAGUCCAGCCUCUUCACAAGGACAG